AUGACUGUCAACCCGAAUACUGAUGAGUUGCGCAAAUGGACCCGGAAAAUUGACGCAUUACGAGGCAGCCUGGAAGAUUAUAAUUUAUUCGCCUCACAGUAUUCAAAUGAAACAAUGCACAUAUCUCAGGUUAAGGUACGACUUGAAGAGGUGGCAGGGUUUUCUGAAAAAUUCGAGGAGUACCAAGCGCAAUUAGAGAUGUUGGACGAGAAAAAAGAUUCAGAGUGGGUCUGUAUUCGGAGAAUUUUCCGAAACCGGCUAUGUGAUGUCAAGGCUGCAUUACUCAGAAUUGUGGAUGAGCAUGCCACAAAUGCAGACCAUGUUUCAAGCCCUUCAAUAAGUUCUCUUACAUCACAACAUCCUGGAACACUCAACUCCAUUAGGUACCCACCAUGUGUUCUUCCUACGUUCAACGGUGACUGGCAGCAGUGGUCAUCAUUCAUCGACACUUUUAAUUCCAUGUUCCAUAAUGACCAUUCAAAACUACCUCUUGUUCAACGAUUUCACUAUCUAAAGUCUUGCCUUUCAGGCCAAGCUAGUGAUGUAAUAAAAUCAAUUCCCACGACUGCCGAACACUACCAGCAUGCGUACGACCUACUAGUGAACCGUUAUGAGAACAAAAGCGCCAUCAUUCAAUCACACAUACGUUCGCUGCUAGAUACACCCAAGGUUGUUACACCAUCCACCAGUGAACUUCAAAAGCUGCAUCAUCACAUCAGUUCCAACAUAAAUGCACUCAAAUCCCUAAAACAACCAGUUGACAAGUGGGAUGCCUGGCUAGUUACGCUGUUAUGCAGUCGCAUGGACAGUGCUACAGUGGGUGAGUGGUACUUGCAGUACAAAAGCAAAGAGCUGCCCUCGUAUGAAGAUGUUGAACAAUUUUUGGCCAACCGCAUAACUGCCUAUGAAGCUGGAGACAUCAAUUGUAAGUCACAUGAAGCCAAAAAGGUGCCAAACAGAUCUUCAAAUAAUAAAGUCCAUGAUAAGAAAGCCUUGUUCAUAAAAUCAAAGGAAAAGGGUGGUGGUAAAUGUCCUCUAUGCUCUGAGCAUCAUAAACUGUACUCAUGCAGUAAAUUCAACAGCAUGAACACAACUGAGCGAAGGAACGUCGUAAUUAAAUCGAAGCUUUGUUUUAACUGCCUAAGCUUUGGCCAUCAAGUAUCUACUUGCUUCUUUCCUCCAUGCCCUAGUUGUGGUGAAAAGCACAAUUCUAAGCUCCAUGAAUCACAAACGAAUACAACCAAUACACAUGCUCCUACCACCAGUGAUGAUGACACACCUCAACCACAUGCAACUACUAUGUACACCGAAAUAGGAGUUACAUCUGCUGAAAAUUUAAAUGUCCUCCUAGCUACCGCCAUUGUCAACAUAUGCGACAACUUUGGGCGUAUGCAUUCAUGUAGAGCUGUUCUGGAUUCUGGUUCACAGUUGAAUUUCGUUACAAAUUCUUGUGCUAAAAGGCUCAACUUAUCUAUGACUUCAAAUGCACUUAACAUAGUUGGAGUUUCCGCUAUGGCCUCAACUGCUAAACAACUCCAAGAUACCAUUUUAUGCUCUCGCUUUGGUGAUUUCAAAACCAACAUAAAGUUUUACUCUUUGCAAACCAUAGUCAGUGCAUUGCCAUCUCAACUACUCAUUCGUGACAGAUUGAAGAUGCCCGAUAACAUACUUAACCAAUUGGCAGAUCCAAAUUUUCAUAUUCCUGGUCCUAUAGAUGUGCUGUUGGGUGCUGACAUAUUUUUUGAUAUUUUUUAUGGUGAUAAGGUUCCAUUAUCAAAUCUAGCUGUCUUGAAUCGUACGAAGCUAGGAUGGAUAGUUACAGGCAAAAUCUCAACUGUGUCACCCUCUAAUACCUUACCAAACCUCAUGAUCAACAAUCAGUCAGCAUUAUCAUUUUUUGUAUCAAAAACCAAUCAGCGCAUUCUUGAAGAGCUCAAGGCUGAAGAACAUUUUAAAUCAUCCUUCAGUCGUCAUUGCAGUGGGAGAUUCAUGGUUAAACUACCAAUGGCACAGGAUCCCAAGGUGCUUGGCGAUUCACUCGACAUGGCUCGAAAAAGAUUCCUAAAUUUAGAGAGGCGACUCAUAAAAGAUAAACCACUGGCUGAGCAGUACGACAAAUUUAUAUCUGAAUAUAUUUCCUUGGGUCACAUGGAACUAGCAUCGCCAAUCAUUGAUAAGCCUACAUUUUACUUGCCACACCAUCCUGUGUUCAAAUCAGAUAGUACCACCACAAAGAUGCGCGUUGUAUUUGACGGCUCUGCAACAACUAGAUCAGGAUUGUCAUUAAACAAUAUCAUGCUCAGGGGUCCAAAAAUGCAACCAGACAUAUUCAACAUCUUGCUGCGCUUUCGAUUGCAUCCCGUUGCCUUAACUGCAGAUGUAGAGAAAAUGUACCGCCAGGUAUUAGUGGCUGAGGAAGACUGUGAGCUACAGCGUAUUGUAUAUCGCUCGCAGCCUGGCGAACCACUGAGGCACUAUAAGCUGAAGACUGUCACCUAUGGUACAAAAUCUGCCUCCUUCCUGGCCACACGUUGUCUUCAUGAGCUUGGUGCACCUAUUAAAACUACACCAAUAGGCAGAGUCAUAUGCCAAGACUUUUAUGUUGACGAUCUCAUCAGUGGGGGUAACACUGAUCAAGAAUGUUACGAUAUUCAUAAGCAGGUGCACUCAAUCCUUGGCAAUGCUGGUUUCCCUUUGCGAAAAUGGUGUUCGAGUUCAGUAACCCUUUUCAACAGUUUGCCACAUACUCAGAACGAUCCAAACUUCAUGGUUAACCUCACUGAAACUGAAGUAUUGAGCGCUUUAGGUCUUCUUUGGCAACCUUCAAUAGACAGUUUUCGUUUUACAACAAAAAAUUGGACUCCUCCCAUACACAUGACUAAGCGCACCCUCUUGUCAGAUAUUAACAGCGUCUAUGAUCCGCUUGGUUUAAUAUCAUCAGUAUUGAUUAAAGGCAAGAUCUUCAUUCAACAAGUUUGGAGCCUUAAACUAGGUUGGGAUGACCCUUUGUCUGAGGAUUUACGCUCCAAAUGGACAAAAUUUUAUUUAAGUUUGGUUGUCCUCAAUGACUUAAUUACACCAAGACUAGCACUAUUAGCUGAUUCCGCCAGUUAUGAAAUUCAUGGUUUUUGCGACGCGUCUCAGCAUGCUUAUGGUGCUUGUAUUUAUAUUCGAUCCAUUAAGCCAAGUGGCAAUGCCGACAUCAGAUUGUACACUGCGAGAUCUCGGGUUGCACCAAUAAAAACAACCACAAUACCUCGCCUUGAAUUGUGUGGCGCACUAUUAUUAUCUGAGUUGGCUGCAGAGGUAAAAAAUGAAUUUUCAAAGAUAAACAUGGCAUUGCCUACAGAAAACAUACAUUUGUGGACUGAUUCAACCAUCGUCCUUGCUUGGUUGACUAGUAUGAAACCGCUUCAAGUAUAUGUCGCCAACCGAGUGGCUCAAAUAAAUGAGCUCUCAUGCGAAACACAAUGGCAUCACACACCUACUACCAACAAUCCUGCUGACCUCAUAUCUCGGGGAAUUGAUGUUAGUGCAUUACCUUCUUGUCAAUUAUGGUGGGAUGGGCCAGAAUGGUUACGUUUACCUUCAAGUCAUUGGCCAACAAAUCCUGCACUUCCAUCAGAUUUACCUGAAGUUCGGACCAUUAAACUAGCAUUGGUUGCUACUGCGGUUGAUAAUCCUAUGUGGAUUUUAAAAAGGUAUUCCAAUUGGUUCACACUAUUAAGAGUAACUGCAUUGGUACGUCGGUUCAUGUCAAAUUGCAAGGCAAAGAUUUCAAACAAAGAGCGUGUGGGUGGUUUCAUCUCGAUGGAAGAAAUAAACAGUGCCAAGACUUAUUGGACAGUUCGUUCUCAGUCUGAAUCAUUUCCUAACGAAUUAUCAUCAUUAAAGGCCGGACAACUAGUGCACCGUGGCAGUUGUCUUAAGGCAUUAAGUCCAUUUAUAGAUGACCAAGGCCUAAUUCGUGUGGGCGGUAGAUUAAAUAAUGCGCAAAUUUCAUACAACACAAAACACCCAAUAGUACUUUCAAGCCGGUCUUAUGUCACAAAACUAAUUUUUCAUUAUGAGCAUCGACGCCUUAUGCACAUUGGACCACAAGGACUUUUAUCACACAUUUCAAACAGUUAUUGGAUUAUUCGUGGUAGAAUAAUAUCAAGAAAAACAGUUAAUGAUUGCCAUCAGUGUUUUCGCGCAGCACCCAAAUUCAUGUCACCUUAUAUGGCUCAUUUGCCAAAAGAACGGGUAACCAUUGCAAGACCAUUUGCAAGAAGCGGUCUUGAUUUCUGUGGUCCAAUCAUGAUCAGAAGUGGACGUCGAAAGGUUUCACCCACAAAAAGUUAUGUUUGUGUUUUUGUCUGCAUGGUCACCAGGGCUGUUCAUUUAGAACUGGUGUCAUCACUGUCCAGUGAAGACUUUCUAGCAACAUUGUCAAGAUUUAUGGCUCGUAGAGGCCAAUGUUCUAGUCUAUACAGUGACAAUGGCACUAAUUUUGUGGGGGCUAACCGGAUACUGCAAGCACACCAUAAAGAUAAUAUUAUAAACAAUUACUUAAACAAUAAUUGCAUUCAGUGGAAAUUUAUACCAGCGGCAGCACCUCACUUUGGGGGACUGUGGGAAGCUGCAGUCCAAGCAGCUAAACGUCACUUACACCGAGUAUCACAGGGAGUUCUGUUAACUUACGAUGAAACUACAACUCUUCUGUGCAAGGUCGAGGCUGCACUAAACUCCAGGCCCUUGACACCCAUGCCUUCAGACCCAGCUGAUUUAAGCGUUUUAACACCUGGACAUUUCCUGGUUGGCAGUUCCCUAAUGCUUCCACCUGAACCUGAUUAUUCAUUGAUUCCUCAAAACCGGUUACGCAGAUUUAAGCUCAUGGAGGCCCAAUUCCAAAAUUUUUGGAAGCGUUGGCUAUCUGAAUACUUGCCCCAAUGCCAAAAAAAGGGGAAGUGGCUAAAAAGAACCAGAAAUGCUGUGGUAGGCGAUAUUGCUAUACUCAAGAAUGAACUAUUGCCACCUCUUCAAUGGCCCUUGGUUCGAAUAACUGAAGUUCAUCCAGGACAAGAUGGCAUCGUCCGAGCGGUUACUGUGCGCAACUCAUCAGGUCAACAAUUCAGCCGUCCAGUGGUGAAGCUAGCAUUCCUACCAACUCAUGAAGAUGAAGACGGAGCAUAG
This is a messenger RNA of Myzus persicae (green peach aphid), 5175 nucleotides long. RefSeq lists its product as uncharacterized. Gene Ontology annotation, biological process: DNA integration. The record is from RefSeq and is a predicted model, not a curated record. Gene Ontology annotation, molecular function: nucleic acid binding. Lineage: Eukaryota; Metazoa; Arthropoda; Insecta; Hemiptera; Aphididae. The coding region runs from base 1 to 5175 and encodes 1724 amino acids. The transcript has a single exon.